AUCCCAUCCCAAUCCCCUCCCACUCCAUCCCGCUCCAUUCCAGCUCCCUCCCGGCCCCUUCCCCGCCGCCCUCGCUCCGCGGCCGCCUCCUCCUGGCUGCGCUGGGUCCCGUUCCGCGGCCACGUCCCGCCCGACGCCGUGUCCAGCCGCAACGGCCGCUCCGGCCGCGCCGAGUUCGUGUGCUCCACGCGCGAGCACGGCUGCAACCUGGGCUCCUUCGACCCCGCGCGCGGCGCCUUCUGCUCCUUCCCGUGGAACGAGCGCGAGGUGCACAGCACCGACUUCCAGCUCCUGCUCAACCCCGGCGGCUUCGAGGCGCUCGACUGGGUGGCCGCGUCCUUCGGCAGCACGCCGCCGGGCGCCAUCGAGGGCUGUCCCCUCACCGACCUCUUCGUGGGCCGCAGCCCCGACGGGCUGGGCAAGGCGUCCAAGGAGCAGCAGGCGCUCUUCGUGGCCGUGGACGGCGAGGAGAUUUGGUACAAGUGGUACGAGGUGCUGGUGGUGCGGCAAGGCCCGGCCGCCGUCGCCGUCGACGACGUCUCCUACAACGGCACCGCGGCGGAGGAGAGCGCCGAGGACGCGGAGCUGGCCGAGGCGCCGGCCAGGAACGACGGCUGCGAGGCGGCCGCCACGUGGGUCAGCUUGGAGGAGGCCACCGAGGUGGAGCACGGCUGGAGCGCCGAGCUGCCGGCGCUGGCGGCCGCCCGCGGCGUUCUCCGCGCGGCCCCGCUGCUCCUGACCGAACCGGGCGGAUGGGAUUUGGGCAACGUCACCACCCUGCCGUGGGUCGGCGGCGCCAGCGUCGCCGAGUUCGUGUCGCGCGUGCACCGCGUCCGCCAGGAGAUCCCGGCGCGCUCCGAGUGCUCCGUGGUUCUCCGCGGGCUCCGGCGCCGGAUCCGCGUCCCCUUCUGGGCCCGGCUGACGCGGGAGUUCCGCUCGGGCCGCCCGCACCGCGUGCCCGUCGCCGGCUGGGCGUGGAGCCGCGCCGUCACCGGUGUCCGCGCCGGCCUCGAGCGCUGCCGCCCGCUCGCCGAGCUCCCGCCGUGCCCCAGCUGGGGGUGAAUCCCUGGAAUUCUGAUUUCCCCCCCCAAAAAAACCCCAAAAAUCCGCGGAAACGCUCGGCUUCGGCGCGGGGUUCGGUGGUUUCGGGUUUUACGGCAUAAAGUUCGCCCCAAAACGCAGGGAAAUGGGGUUUCUGGUGAAGUUUCCUCUUUUCUCCUCAAAAAUCCAACAAGAACACCAGGGAACCCAGGAAAA
Pyrgilauda ruficollis (rufous-necked snowfinch) is the source of this 1257-nucleotide messenger RNA. RefSeq names its product natterin-3-like. The record is from RefSeq and is a predicted model, not a curated record. The annotation marks the transcript as partial. Lineage: Eukaryota; Metazoa; Chordata; Aves; Passeriformes; Passeridae. The transcript has a single exon.